Messenger RNA from Funneliformis caledonium, 1833 nucleotides. Lineage: Eukaryota; Fungi; Glomeromycota; Glomeromycetes; Glomerales; Glomeraceae. The record is from the annotation of a GenBank genome assembly.
AUGUCGAAUGGAAAAGCUGUUGGAAUCGAUUUGGGUUCGACGUAUUCUUGCGUUGGAGUUUGGAAAAACGAUCGAAUUGAAAUUAUUACUAAUGAUCAGGGUCAUCGUACGACGCCUUCGUAUGUCGCUUUCACCGAAUCAGAACGUCUUAUCGGUGAUGCCGCAAAAAAUCAAGUUAAUAUGAACCCUUAUAAUACUGUAUUUAAUGUUAAACGUCUCAUUGGUCGUAAUUUUAGCGACGAAGUUAUUCAAUCCGAUAUUAAGCAUUGGCCAUUUAAAAUCAUCGAAAAGAAUGGAAAGCCUCAUAUACAAGUCAGUUUCAAAGGCGAAAAGAAAGAUUUCACACCCGAAGAAAUUUCUUCUAUGAUCUUGGUAAAGUUAAAGGAAACUGCAGAAGCUUACCUUGGUACAAAAGUUAAUAAUGCCGUAAUUACUUCACCAGCUUACUUUAAUGACUCUCAACGUCAAGCAAUAAAAGAUGCCGGUGAAAUCGCUGGUUUGAAUGUUUUACGCAUAAUUAAUGAAGCAACCGCGGCGUCUAUUGCUUAUGGUUUGAAUACAAGAGCUUGUGGUGAACGAAACGUUCUAAUCUAUGAUUUGGGUGGUGGUUCUUUUGAUGUUUCACUCCUAACUAUAGAAGAAGGAAUUUUUGAAGUAAAAGCAGUUGCUGGUGACACACAUCUUGGUGGUGAAGAUUUCGACAAUCGACUUGUAAAUCAUUUCGUACAAGAAUUCAAUCGAAAAUUUAAGAAAGAUCUUACAACCAAUGCACGUGCUUUCCGUCGAUUAAGGACAGCUUGUGAACGUUCAAAGCGUGAACUUUCAUCAUCAUUAAAAGCUUCCAUAGAAAUAGAUUCCCUUUACGAGGGUAUCGAUUUUUAUACCUCCUUAACACGUGCAAAAUUUGAAGAAUUGAAUCAAGACUUGUUUCAAUCUACAAUGGAACAUGUUGAAAAAGUACUACGAGAUUCUAAAAUAGACAAAAGUCAAAUUCAUGAAAUUGUUCUAGUUGGUGGUUCAACACGUAUUCCUAAAAUUCAAAAGAUGGUAUCCGAGUUCUUCAAUGGUAAAGAACCAAACAAAUCUGUUAAUCCUGAUGAAGCCAUGGCCUAUGGUGCCGCCAUUCAGGCUGCUAUUUUAACUGGUGAUGCUUCUGAAAAGACUCAAGAUUUACUUUUACUCGAUGUCGCUGCUUUAUCUCUGGGUAUUGAAACUACCGGCGGUGUCAUGACACCGCUUAUUAAACGUAAUACUACAGUACCUACUAAGAAAUCCGAAAUUAUUUCAACAGAUUUUGAAAAUCAAACGGAAAUGCUUAUUCGAAUUUAUGAAGGUGAACGUGCCCGUUCUAAGGAUAACAAUUUGCUUGGAGAAUUCAAAUUGUCUGAAAUUCAUCCAGCACCAAAGGGUGUUCCACAAAUCGAAGUAUCCGCUGUUGAUAAAACAACUGGAAUAUCGAAUAAAAUGACCAUCACGAAUGAUAAAGGUCGAUUGUCAAAGGAAGAAAUCGAACUUGCUGAAGCCGAGAAAUAUCGUGAAGACGAUGAGAAAAUUGCACAAAAUAUACAGGCACGAAAUAGUUUGGAAAGUUAUGCAUAUAACUUACGUAAUAUACUUCACAGCGAACAAGUUGUUGGUAAUCUUGACCUAGCAAGCAAGAUGAAACUUGAAGAUGCAAUUCAACAAUCGAUUACAUGGCUUGAAAAUAACCAAGAAGCAAUGAGGGGGGAAUAUGAUUAUAAACAAAGGUCACUCAAAAAGAUAGCUGACUCAAUAAUAAUGAAAUUUUGUGGCACAGGCGCCAGUUUUGGUCCAGGUGGCUUUCCGGUGUAA